Molecule: messenger RNA, 3357 nt
Organism: Moesziomyces antarcticus
Lineage: Eukaryota; Fungi; Basidiomycota; Ustilaginomycetes; Ustilaginales; Ustilaginaceae
Product: serine/threonine-protein kinase
Exons: 1
Coding region: 1-3357 (1118 amino acids)
Biological process (GO): protein phosphorylation
Cellular component (GO): nucleus
Molecular function (GO): cyclin-dependent protein serine/threonine kinase activity; ATP binding
Source: RefSeq, a predicted model, not a curated record
AUGGCGCCUCACGGUGACCAGCAACCGUCGUCGUCGUCGGGUGGCAUUCGCAUCGCAGGAGCCGCCAGUCGCGCCCAGGCACCUGGCACACAGCCCGAGCCGCCCAAAGCCUCCGCGGGUAUCCACAGCUUCAGGCCGCAGCCAGCCGCUCUCCCUGCCCAGCCUAUCGACCGUCCAUCGCGCCCAGGUCCUCCGUCGUCCAACGGCAACAACCGCAACGGACGUCAUCAGGCGCCACACAAGGAUCAACCUAGCACAGCUGCUCGCCCGMCCGCCUCGUCGCUGGAUGACGACGACGACGAAGAGGGCGCCAUCGCAGACCCAGCCGAUUCGCGCCCGCGUCAGUCUCAGUCUCGCUCAGAUCGCCCAGCCUCGCCAUCAUCAUGGCGUCCGCCACCUCCAAAGACACCGCCGCACCCAGCAUCAGUCGACCAGAGAAGCAACCAGCGCUCCAACGAUGCCAGUCGAAACAACAACUCGGUGCGUGAGCCACAUCGCCCGUACGAAUUGCGCUCUCCCUCACCACCACGUGCACCGUCUCGUCCGUCUGAAUCGUCUUCCACGCAUUCCGCCAACAAUGCUUCAUCCUCGGCGAGGUAUGUUCCGCGAAGCCCUUCGCCGCGCGGCAGAGAUGCUGCCUCCCGUCCCUCCAGCGAUCGCCCAGAUGCGCGCAAUCAGCGUCAGCCUCACGACGCCGAUCCUAGCCAUGGGUGGGACCGCGAUUGGGACCGCGACAAGACUCGCGAAUCCGAUCCUAGCCGUGGGAGGGAGCGCGAGUGGGGCCGCGACAAGACUCAUGAAGCCGACCCGAGCCGCGGAUGGGACCGCGAGCUGGAUCGCGACAAGAUGAGGCCACACGAGUCGGCGCGACCUUGGGGACAGGAACGCCGCCCAGAGAGGCAGUGGGGUGCAGCGCCGCGCGUACCGAGGCAGAACGAUCGCGACUACGAAACACGAAGGCACGAUGCAGACUUCGGCAGGGAUGGGCGCAGGAACAUGGACGCGGACCGCAACCGCGACCACGACCGCGGCUACAGCCGUCCCUGGGGCGGUGGCGAUCGCGAUCGGAACAGGCACCAUGAUGACACGCGCCCCAGAAACGGCGGCAGAGACAGGGAGCUCUCUCCCGCUGCACCUGCCCGCGACAAGCAGCAGUUCCGAGGAUGGUCUCCGACGCCGCCGCACACCAAGCCCGAGGCUCAGCCUGUCGACGCGCCACCGCGCGAGAACGGGCAGCGCCAAGCAGACGCUUUUGCCAACCGCCCGCCCUCGAGGAUGGGCAGAGACAAGCCGCCGCCGUCGUUCUCGCGUCCGGAAUCGACGUCCGGCCAGCCAGCCGACAACGAACGCCCGCCCAAGCGUCCGGCUUCGCCUGCGCAUCGCUCGCCGCCCGCCGGUCUGCUCAAGCGCAAGCCCAACUUCAGCGCAGUCGUACCGCCCACCUUGAUCUCGCCGCCGGGCAACACUUCAUCCGCUCCAGACUCGGGUGGCAGCACCAACGUCGCUCCAGGUGCGCCUAUCCAUCCCAAGGUCAACACGAUGGAGUCGCCCGUCAUGCCUGGCGCCGCCGCCUCCCGGCUGGGCUCCGAGUCGCUUGUAAACAGCCGUCCGGGCUCGGCAAUGCCCACGGCUCUGGGUGGAGGUGUCGGCGUCGCGGCCACGACAUCGUCCUCCGCUGCGUCUGCCGCUGCUCCGACCGAUGCCCACUUCAUCACGGUUGUCGAUGCGCUCGAUGACACCGACUGUGCGUCUGUGCGGCUGUCGAGUCUGCCGCGCAAGCUGCCGGACGUGCCAAUGUCUGGCCGUGAGCGGCGCAAGGCGCGUGCGCCACCGGUGCCGCUCAACCAACGCAAGUUCGUCGGCUGCUCGUCGCUCGACGACUACGAGAUCUCGAUCAAGCUCGGGCAGGGCACGUUCGGUGAGGUGCUCAAAGGGCGCCAGAUCCGCACGGGCGUGCAGGUCGCACUGAAAAAAGUUACCAUCCACGACGCCAAGGACGGCCUGCCCAUCACGGCGCUGCGCGAGAUCAAGCUGCUCAAGAAGCUCAACCAUCCGAGCAUCGUGCCGGUCAUCGACAUGGCGUAUCGGCCCUCGGGCGAGCGCGGCAAGCUCGGCGACGUGUACAUGGUGGAGCCGUACAUGGACCACGAUCUGAACGGCAUGCUCGAGAAUCCGAGCAUCCGGCUCGAGGUGUGCCAGAUCAAGCUGUACAUGAAGCAGCUGCUCGAGGGCACGCUGUACCUGCACAAGAACCGCAUCCUGCAUCGCGACAUGAAGGCGGCCAAUCUGCUCAUCAACAACAGCGGCCAGCUUCAGAUCGCCGACUUUGGCCUCGCACGGCCGUACCGCGAUCCGGGCCAGUCCUGGACGGGCAAGGGAUGGACGGGCGGUACGCACCGCUACACCAACAUGGUCGUCACGCGCUGGUACCGUCCACCCGAGCUGCUCGCGGGCGAGAAGAAGUACGGUCCGCCCAUCGACAUGUGGGGCAUCGGCUGCAUCCUCGCCGAGAUGAUCAUGGGCAAGCCGCUCUUCAAGGGCACCUCGGAAAUCAACCAGCUCGAGCUCAUCGCCAAGCUGUGCGGCUCGCCGGACGAGUCCAGCUUCCCGGGCUGGAAGUCGCUCCCGGGCGUCAAGGAUGCCGAUCCGACCGGCAGGCCCGAUCCGCAUCCCGAGGUGCCCGGCCAGCACGACUUUGGCUCGUACCCAAGAAGGAUCAAGGAGCAGUUCCGCGGCAUGUACGAUGCAGGGCCGGGGUGUGCAGAUCUGAUCGAUAAGCUGCUCGUGCUCGAUCCGACCAAGCGGCUCACGGCGCAGCAGGCGCUCGCGCACGAGUGGUUCUGGACCAAACCGUUCCCUGCCGACCCGACCAGCUUGCCAAAGUACGAACACUCCAAGGAGAUCGACCGUGCGCGCAGGGAGUGGAAGCCUGCGCCCGCGCCGGCGCCUGCACCUGCACCUGCACCUGCACCCGCCGCGAUGCAGACAUCCAUGGCUUCCGGCGGUAUGGUCACCAACGCGCAGCGUGCGCCGCACAUGCCACCUGCCAUGCAGCACGCCAGGCCGUAUGGCCGCGGCCCGUACGUGCCAGCCGUAAAUGGAGCGGCGCCACUCAAUGCGUGGGAUGCACCACAACCGAGCACCUACGCACAACAGCGUCCCAUGGCGCCACAGGGCGGCUUCCAGCCCCGCCCGCCUCCAGCACGCCAUCCGUACCCGGAUCCGCACGCACGCUACCCGCACCCGGGCCAGCAACGUCCGCCUCCACCUCACCAUGUGCCUCCGCCUCCUCGCGCUGCGAAUCUCCCUGCGCGACCGAACUACCCUCCGCGCGGCGCACAAAACCCCUACUCCUAA